AUGAAAAUUGAAAAUAGUGAUAACCAAAAUUUUAGGGGAAUAGUUGAUAAACGUAUUGAUGAAUCAUUUACCUAUAUCUCACCAAAAAAGACGUCAUCAGGUACUGGUUUAUCAUGGAUAUCAAAAGAACAAUACUUAAGAAAUGAUAUCACAUGCAACUUUUUAAAUUGUGAUUCAUGCAAAAUAAUUUCUCAAGUUUUCAAGUCUUCAUAUAUUUUAUGUGGUGAUUCAUGUUUCGUUUGCACAAGGAACAUUCCUUUUUGCUUAGCAACACCGUCACCGUCUUGGUCCGCAAUUUCGUUUGUUUCUACAUACACGCUACAUCAUUUAAAUCCAGAAAAACAAUUUUUAGGUUUAAAGGAUGCAAUAUAUCCCUUUAUAGAAAAACAUUGGUCAAAACUUUGUGGAGAUAGACUUUUUGAAAUUGGAAAUUGGCACAAACAGAUCCGUGAAUCAAUAUCACAUUCAAAAUUAUUUCAAUCUGGUGUUGAGAAAUUGAGAAGAACCGGUUAUUGGCAACUAGAAAAAAACAUCGACCCUUGGGAAGAACAAAGACCAAUGCACGGUGUAAACCAAGUUAAUUAUGGUCCACUAUUUAUAAAUGGAGUUCUUCAAAGAGAUCCAGAAACCCUUUCUUCAAAAAGAAACGAUAAUAUUGAAUUUAAAGGAAAUCAAUUAUUAUUAGAUUAUAAUAAUAGUAAUAAUAAUAAUGAGGAUGAUGAAAUUAUAAUAACAAUACCAGAUAUUGAAACAAUAUUAGAAUAUUUAGAAGUUAUAGAAUUAAAUGAUACUGAUUUUAAAAAUAUAGUUAUAUUAGAAACAAUUUAUAAAUAUGUUCAAUAUAAUUCUGGUCCAAAAUUCUUUGAUAGAUUAAAACAAUUAAUAUUUCAAACUGAAAAGAGUAUUUGUUAUUUUAGUAAUGAAUUAUUUAUUGAAACAUUUUUAGAUAGAGAUAAUUCAACAAAUUUAGAAAUUCAUCAAAAUAAAAUCAUUUCAAAAGCUGUACAAUGGUAUAUUAAUCAUUUUAAUCAAUUAUCUAAGGUUAAUAAAAGAAAAUAUAAAAUUAUAUUAAUAACAAAUAAUGAAUCAUUAAUUAAAAUUAUAAAUUCAACCAAUAAUAAUAAUAAUAAUAAUAAUAAUAAUAAUAAUAAUAAUAAUAAUAAUAAUAAUAAUAAUAAUAAUAAUAAUAAUAAGAUUGAAAUAAUGUCAUUAUUAGAAUAUUUAAAAAUUUUAAAUAAAAAUAAUGAAAAGAAUAAACCAUUAUUAGAAUUAUAUGAAUCAAUUAAUGAAUUAUUAAUUGUAAAGAAAGAACAACAACAACAACAACUUGAAUCAGGUAGUAGUAGUACAGAGACAUUAUUUACAAGAUAUUUAAAUGAUGAUAAAUUACAAAGUGAAUUAAAAUCUGGUAAUAUUAUUAGUGGUAAAAUUCAUAUGAAUUUACAUAAUAGAGAGGAAUCAUUUGUAAAGAUAUCAAGUUCAAAUGGUAUUGCAACCAAUCAAACAUUAUCAGGUUUUCAUGGUGAUAAAGUUAUGAUCAUUGGUAAAUUUAAUCAAAAUCGUGCUGUACAUGGUGAUAAAGUUGCUGUUUCAUUAUUACCAGAAGAUCAAUGGUUACCAUAUGAUUCUUCUUUAAAUCUUGAUGAUGAUGAUGAUGAUGAUAAUGAUAAUAGUAAUGAUGAUAAUAGUAAUGAUGAAGAAUAUUUUAAAAAUAAUAAUGAUAAAUUAAAAAUACCAACUGGUAAAGUUAUUGGAAUUUUUCAAAGAAAUUGGAGAGAUUAUAUUGGUACAGUUGAAAAGAAUACAAGUUUAUUUACAAAUUUUUUAAUGAUUGUACCAUUUGAUUAUAGAAUACCAUUAAUUAGAGUACCAACAAAGAAUCCAUCACAAUAUUUAGGUAAGAGAUUGGUUAUUAGAAUGGAUUCUUGGGAUUUAAAUUCAAAUUAUCCAAUGGGUCAUUAUGUUUCAAGUAUUGGCGAAAGUGGUAGUUUAGAGACUGAAUUAUCUGCAUUAAUGGUUGAACAUGAUAUUUCAUUAAAACAAUGGCCACAAUCUAUAUUGAAAUGUUUACCAGAAUCAAGUGACCAAUCACCAUGGCAAAUACCACCUGAAGAAAAAGCAUACAGAAGACAAUUAACUAAUCAUCAUAUAAUGAGUAUCGAUCCAUUGGGUAGUAAAGAUAUUGAUGAUGCAAUUUCAAUUGGAUAUCCAACUAAUGAUAUUAUAGAGAUUGGUGUUCAUAUUGCUGAUGUUUCACAUUUUGUUAAGGAAGGUUCACCAUUGGAUUUAGAAGCUAAAAGAAGGGGUACAACAAUUUAUUUACCAGAUAGACGUUUCGAUAUGUUACCUGCUGUCUUGAGUGAAGAUGUUUGUUCAUUACGUGGUGGUUUACCACGUUGUGCAAUGAGUGUAGUUUGGCAAUUUAAACGUAAUCCUAACAAGACAUAUGAAAUUGUAGAUACUUGGUUUGGUCGUACAAUUAUUCAUUCAUCAGCAGAAUUACAUUAUCAAUUAGCUCAAGAUAUUAUUGAUGGUAAAAUUGUAGAUGGUAAAGAUAAAGAUAGUGAUGUUACAGGUGGUGGUGCGAGGGCAGGUUACAAACAUCGUAUUUUCAAUGGUAUCACUAUUAGCGAUAUUAAAAAGGACUUGUUGGAAUUAUGUUCAAUUUUUAGACAAUUAAAAAAAGAACGUGUAAAAAAUGGUGCAUUGGAAUUAGAAUCUAUUGAAGUUAGAUUUAAAUUCAAUUCAAAAGAUUCAAGUCAACCAAAGAAAAUCAUACUAAAAAAUGAUUUAGAAAUUCAUCAUUUGGUAGCAGAAUAUAUGAUUUUAGCAAAUUCUCAUGUUGCCACUAAAAUUCAUUCAGUGUUUCCCUCAUCGGCUUUAUUACGUAGACAUCCGAAACCAAAUCAAAUCGAUUUCAAAUCAAUUAAAUCUUAUUUCAGCUAUUGUGGUUUCCAAUUAUUAACUAAAACCAAUAAACAAUUACAAGAAUCUUUAGCGAGUGCUGUUGAUAGUGGUGGUGAUGUUUAUGUUAAUAAAAUUUUAAAAUUGAAAAUUGUAAAUGUAGUUAGUGAAGCUGUUUAUUUUUCAACUGGUUCAGUUAAUGUCAGUGAAUUUUAUCAUUAUGGUUUGGCAAUUGAUAAAUAUACACAUUUCACUUCACCAAUUCGUCGUUAUUCUGAUAUUAUAGUUCAUAGACAAUUAUGGAAUUCUUUAAAUCAAAGUAAUGGUAAAUUUGGUGGUAAAAGUUCAAUAAUUGAUAAUAAUAAUAAUAAUGAUCAAUCAUCAUAUGAUAAUUUUUCAAUUACACAAUUAACAGAUCAUUUAAAUAUUAGAAAUCGUGCUUCGAAAACUGUUCAAAGAGAUGCAACUGAAUUAUUUCAAAGUUUAUAUUUUAAAUUAUUUCCAAAAGAAAAUGUAUUAGCAAUUAUUACUGAUAUUAGAUCAAAUGGUUUUGUUUGUUUUAUACCAGAGUUUGGUUUACGUUCUAGAGUUUUCCUUAAAAAAGAUUCACAAUAUUUAUUACCAACUCAAUUUUAUCCCUCAUCAAAUAAUAAUAAUAGUGGUGGUGGUGGUGGUGGUGGUGGUGGUGAAGUUAAAUCAAUGGAUUUCAGUGAAACUAAAAUUACAAUUAAAUUUACAAAUGAAAAUUCAAAUGAUUUAAUUUUAUCAAUUUUUGAUCAUGUUAAAGUUAAUAUUCAUACUGAAGAUAAUAAUUAUCAUAUACCACCAAUUAAAUUAGAUUUAAUUGAAAUUUUAAAUAAAAAUAAAAAUAAAAAUAAUAAUAAAAAUAAUAAUAAAAAAGAUAUAAAUAAUAAUAUUGAUAAUAAUAAUAAUAAUAAUAAUAAUAAUAAUAAUAAUAAUAAUAAUAAUAAUAAUAAUAAUAAUAAUAAUAAUAAUAAUAAUAAUAAUAAUAAUAAUAAUAAUAAUAAUAAUAAUAAUAAUAAUAAUAAUAAUAAUAAUAAUAAUAAUAAUAUUGGUAAAGAUGAAAUAACAUUAAUUGAUGAAAUUAAAAAAGUUGAAAAAUCAAAAAAUGAAGAAAAUAAUAUUUUAUCAGAUCCAAAUUCUUUACAAUUUAUUCAAUCAUCAAAUAAUAACUCAAAUACAUUAUUUGUUUUAACUCAAAAAUUUUCAAAUUUAUCAAUUGUUAAAGAAAAUGGAUCAAAAAUUAAUUAUAAUUUUGGUUUAAAAUUAUCAAAAUCAUCAAAAUCAUCAUCAUCAUCAGAAACCAAUACAAAUUCAAAUAUAAUAAUUAAUAAACCUUUAAAAUUAUGGUCAAUGACAGAAUCAGAAUGUAAACAAUAUAAAAAGAAAUCUGAACAAGAUUUAAGAGAUUCAAUAAGUAGUAAAUAUCAAACAAAGAAUGAUAAUAAUUCUAAUGAAAUGGAUUCUCAAUUUGAACAUAUUGCCCCAAAUUUAACUGUAAAAGAAAAAUAUAAUUAUGAAAUUAAUAAAGCUGAGAGAGAUUUUAGAAAAUCAAAUUUUCAAACUCAACAAGCAAAAAGGAAAUUUUAA
Messenger RNA from Dictyostelium discoideum AX4, 4515 nucleotides. RefSeq lists its product as hypothetical. The record is from RefSeq and is a predicted model, not a curated record. Gene Ontology annotation, biological process: nuclear-transcribed mRNA catabolic process; gene expression. Bases 1 to 4515 code for a protein of 1504 amino acids. The transcript has 2 exons. Lineage: Eukaryota; Evosea; Eumycetozoa; Dictyosteliales; Dictyosteliaceae. Gene Ontology annotation, cellular component: nucleus; cytoplasm; nuclear exosome (RNase complex). Gene Ontology annotation, molecular function: RNA binding; 3'-5'-RNA exonuclease activity; exoribonuclease II activity.